AUGACGUUGGAGGCGCACCUGCACGCCUUUGAAGCUACAGCCACGAGGGAAGCGGGCCCAAGGGCGACUGACUACGAGGCACUGAAGGCGGAGAUCCUCAGCAGAGGUGGGCUCACCAAGUUUGGCAUGGCCCAGCGGUUCCACAGCUGCACCUUCCAACCAGACCAGCCCCCUCGUGCACAGAUGCAUGAACUUGUCCGGAUCACGAGGAAAUGGCUGGACCCGGAGAAGAGUACGACAGCUGCAGUAGUGGAGGCCGUGGUGGUGGACAAAUACUUACGGGCCCUGCCUUAUGAGGCGAAACGGCUCAUUAGUCAACAGGCCUUGACGACAGCGGACCUAACCGUGGAAGCCGUGGAAAGGUACCAAGCCACAGCAGAGAUGCUUCGGGCUUCCAGGAAGGAGCCCCAGAGUGCGUCCCCACCACAGACGGGAGGAGCCCGUCCAAAGAACCCCAAGGGAUCCAAUCCAGCCACUUCAGGAGCUGUCCAGGCUCCAGGGGGAGCCCGAAACCAGCCGGAGUCGUGGAUGGCCCAAGAACGACCCCCCACCUGCCCGGUGACGGUGAAUCACCAUGAUGUGGAGGCUCUGCUAGAUUCCGGUAGCCGGGUCACCCUGGUGCAUAAGGAUCUGGUGGAUUCAUCGUAUCUGACCCCAGGGAAAGUCCUCCCGGUCUCCUGUGUCCAUGGAGACACCAGAGACUACCCCACCACUGAACUCGCGAUGACCACCACCAGGGGAACCAUCCUCACGACAGCGGGUGUGGUUGAUUCCCUACCCGUUCCUGUCCUAAUUGGGCGAGACUGCCCAGCCUUUCACCAACUGUGGAGGGAGACUCAGGAGAGGCUGACCCGAGUACCUCGGAAGCGGAGAGGGAUGGCAGGUGCCCAGGCUGACUCAGAGACUGGUCCAGACACGGAGGAAGAGAACAUGGUCCCAGGAAGUGCUCCAAUCUCCAGCGAGGAAGACGUCCAUGGCACCAAAGAGCUUCCCCCUCUCACAGGCCAGUAUGGUACAGCCCAGUUACAGGAUCCCACUCUUACAAAUGCUUUGAAGAAUGUGCAGGUGAUAGAGGGAGUGGUGCUAGGGGAUAGGACAAGCCCUACCUACCCCCAUUUUGCAGUAAACCGGGGUUAG
Alosa alosa (allis shad) is the source of this 1137-nucleotide messenger RNA. RefSeq lists its product as uncharacterized. The transcript has 4 exons. NCBI's taxonomy places the organism in Eukaryota, Metazoa, Chordata, Actinopteri, Clupeiformes, Clupeidae. The coding region runs from base 1 to 1137 and encodes 378 amino acids. The record is from RefSeq and is a predicted model, not a curated record.